CCCGCGUCUCUAAUUCUCAUUCCUCUCCAGCGUUAACUUUCAGCGACCACCCCCACCGGAUUCCUCAGUGUCCUGACACCCACCCCCCAUGUCCUUAAGAGUCCAAGCGAUCUUCCGGAGCAGGCGUUCAUUCGGCCAGCCGCGUGCGGUCUGCAGACGCCGUUGAGGAGUUUUGAAUUCGAGCCAAAGUUUUGGUGCCAGCGGGUAAAGUUUCGUCAGAGAGGACGAAGUCGCGCCCGCGACACAAGACAGUUGUGCGAUAAGUGCCCACCCCUGGACAUGUCCACCCCCAGCGGCCUGGACCUGGCGCAUCUCCUGCCCCCCACCACCUUGACCCGCUUGGCCCAGGACUGGCUGGCCGAAGAUGUCACAAACUUUGACCCCGCUGGAAUGUGCGUGGGGGCAGGGCCGCAGACGGCCACCCUUCUGUGUAAAGAGCCUGGCAGCGUGCUGGCAGGGGUGCCCUUCUUCAACGCCGUGUUUGGAGUGCUGGGCUGCCAGGUGGACUGGUUGUACCCAGAGGGGGCCGAGCUGGGGCCCGAGCAGGUGACCAGGGUGGCCGUAGUCCACGGGCCGGCCUGUAACAUCCUCCAGGGUGAGCGGUCGGCCCUCAACUGCCUGGCCAGAGCCUCGGGGAUCGCCACCCGGGGGCGGCAGCUGGCAAGUGUGGCCAGGAAGGCGGCAUGGAAAGGCAGCGUGGCGGGCACACGCAAAACGACGCCUGGCUUCCGUGUGGUGGAGAAAUAUGCCAUGUUAGUCGGGGGGGUGGCCACACACCGGUGUGACCUGAGCAGCCUGGUGAUGCUGAAGGACAACCACGUGUGGGCCUGUGGUGGCAUUGCGCAGGCCGUCCAGGACGUGCGCCGGGUGUGCGGCUUCUCAUCCAAGAUCGAAGUGGAAUGUCGCUCGGAGGACGAGGGGCGAGAGGCGGCACGGGCUGGUGCCGACAUCGUCAUGCUGGACAACUUCACCCCACAGACACUGCACACGGUGGCCCGGACCCUCAAGCAGGACUUCCCCACCGUACUGAUCGAGGCGAGCGGAGGGAUCACACCUGAGACGCUCUCGGCCUUCUUCUCCCCCUCGGUGGACAUCAUCUCCCUAGGCUGCAUCACCCAGGGCUGCCCGGUGGUCGACUUCUCCCUGAAGAUCCAGUGCCCCCAGAGGAGCCACAGUGGCACUGCCCGUCGGGAAAAUGGGAUCCCUUGUGGCACCGUGGACGAUCACGGCAUCACCACUGUGCCUUCUGGCCCCCCGACUGCCCGGAGAGACUUUGCAUUCUGAGCUCAACUUUGCACUGGGGGGGUGUGUGGGGGGGGGGGGGGUCAGAGCCCCUGAAUGCACAGCACACCCCACACCCCAAAGUGACCAAACCUGAAUCUUGUGUGGUAAUAAAAAGGUGUAGCUUUUCAGUGGCUGGCUCCCUGUGCCCAAAUGGUGAAGCCCAUCCAUCAUGGUGGUCUCUUCACCUUUGGCCUUACAUUGUUACAAUGGUUGAUUGAAAGUUCUCAUCUUGGAGAUACUGGGGGGAUGUCGUAGGGCAGGUGGACUUUAUCUGUGAGGUGACCAGACUGCUAGGGCAUCUCUAGCUACACGAGUACCGACCGGAGAACGAGAGAUGGAGGGGUACGGCCAGAUGGGUGAGCAGCCACCGCUCAUUGGGUUGACCAGAGCCCCCCCGUGU
Erpetoichthys calabaricus (reedfish) is the source of this 1684-nucleotide messenger RNA. Its product is annotated as nicotinate-nucleotide pyrophosphorylase [carboxylating]-like. Bases 280 to 1284 code for a protein of 334 amino acids. Gene Ontology annotation, molecular function: nicotinate-nucleotide diphosphorylase (carboxylating) activity. Gene Ontology annotation, biological process: NAD+ biosynthetic process; quinolinate catabolic process. The record is from RefSeq and is a predicted model, not a curated record. Gene Ontology annotation, cellular component: cytoplasm. NCBI's taxonomy places the organism in Eukaryota, Metazoa, Chordata, Cladistia, Polypteriformes, Polypteridae. The transcript is spliced from 4 exons.